Molecule: messenger RNA, 3993 nt
Organism: Rattus rattus (black rat)
Lineage: Eukaryota; Metazoa; Chordata; Mammalia; Rodentia; Muridae
Gene: Etv5
Product: ETS variant transcription factor 5
Exons: 13
Coding region: 208-1740 (510 amino acids)
Biological process (GO): regulation of transcription by RNA polymerase II; cell differentiation
Cellular component (GO): nucleus
Molecular function (GO): sequence-specific DNA binding; DNA-binding transcription factor activity, RNA polymerase II-specific
Source: RefSeq, a predicted model, not a curated record
CAGUGCUGCAGCGGGUUGCAGGGCGGCGCAGAGUCCGGAGGCCGGCGCGCGGAGCGGUCCUCAGCCCCGAUCGCUGCGGCCCAGCCCGCCACCGAGGCGCGCAGGCGGGCGCACGAAGUGACCGCUCAGGAGGAUCUCUUUACCACCCCCAAGGAACUACUCCAUGCUGAAGCCUUUCAAAGUGACAUCAGAGACUUUGGAAGCACCAUGGAUGGCUUUUGUGAUCAGCAAGUCCCUUUUAUGGUCCCAGGGAAAUCUCGGUCAGAGGACUGUCGAGGGCGACCUGUGAUUGACAGAAAGAGGAAGUUUGUGGACACAGAUCUGGCUCACGAUUCUGAAGAGUUGUUUCAGGAUCUCAGCCAACUUCAAGAGGCUUGGUUAGCUGAAGCUCAAGUUCCCGACGAUGAGCAGUUUGUCCCAGAUUUUCAGUCUGAUAACUUGGUGCUUCACGCUCCACCUCCCACCAAGAUCAAACGGGAGCUGCACAGCCCCUCCUCCGAGUUGUCCUCCUGUAGCCAUGAGCAGGCUCUUGGUGCUAAGUAUGGGGAAAAGUGCCUCUACAACUAUUGUGCCUACGACAGGAAGCCUCCCUCUGGGUUCAAGCCAUUAACCCCGCCCGCCACUCCUUUGUCACCCACCCAUCAGAAUUCCCUAUUUCCCCCACCUCAGGCAACUCUGCCCACCUCAGCUCUCGCCCCUGGAGCCGGCCCAGUUCAAGGGGUGGGUCCUGCCCCAACCCCUCACUCGCUUCCAGAACCUGGAUCACAGCAGCAAACAUUUGCGGUCCCCCGGCCACCACAUCAGCCCCUGCAAAUGCCAAAGAUGAUGCCUGAAAGCCAGUAUCCAUCAGAACAGAGAUUUCAGCGACAGCUGUCUGAGCCCUGCCGCCCCUUCCCUCCUCAGUCAGGAGUUCCUGGAGAUACUCGCCCCAGCUACCAACGGCAGAUGUCGGAGCCUGUUGUCCCCGCAGCCCCACCACCCCUUCAGGGAUUCAAGCAGGAAUACCACGACCCGCUCUAUGAACAUGGGGUCCCUGGGAUGCCUGGUCCCCCAGCACAUGGGUUCCAGUCACCCAUGGGAAUCAAGCAGGAGCCCCGAGAUUACUGUGCUGACUCAGAAGUGCCUAACUGCCAGUCACCCUACAUGAGAGGCCGGUAUUUCUCCAGCAACCAUGAAGGAUUCACGUAUGAAAAGGACCCCAGGCUAUACUUCGAUGACACUUGCGUGGUGCCGGAAAGACUGGAAGGCAAAGUCAAGCAGGAGCCCACCAUGUAUCGCGAGGGGCCCCCGUACCAGAGGCGAGGCUCUCUGCAGCUGUGGCAGUUUCUCGUCACCCUUCUGGAUGACCCAGCCAAUGCCCACUUCAUCGCCUGGACUGGCCGAGGCAUGGAGUUCAAGCUCAUAGAACCGGAAGAGGUUGCCCGGCGUUGGGGUAUUCAGAAGAACCGGCCAGCCAUGAACUACGACAAGCUGAGCCGUUCCCUCCGCUAUUACUAUGAGAAAGGCAUCAUGCAGAAGGUGGCCGGGGAACGGUACGUCUACAAGUUUGUCUGUGACCCGGAUGCACUUUUCUCCAUGGCCUUCCCCGACAAUCAGCGCCCGUUCCUGAAGGCAGAGUCAGAUUGCCCCCUCAAUGAGGAGGACACCCUGCCACUCACUCACUUUGAAGACAACCCUGCUUACCUCCUGGACAUGGAUCGAUGCAGCGGCCUCCCCUACGCCGAAGGCUUCGCUUACUAAGUCUCUCAAUGGCUGAGUAGCCAAACCCUAGAGCUAGCAGUCCUCAUUCAGGCAAACAAGGGCAGUGGUUUUGUUUGUGUUCUUGGCUGUUCCUAAAGCUUGCCCUUUGAAUAUUAUCUGGAGAACCCAAGCUGUCUCUGGAUUUGACACCCUUAAAGACACACACCUUGGCUAGGGAGUGGGAACCAGGGGAGACGGAAACCCACCACAUGGCUGGUGAUUCUGAAUCCGUUCCCGGGAAGAUGCAGAAGUGGAUCCUGCUUGCCACCGUGGCCAGUCUGUGCAGAGCAGUGUAGCAGCGUGUUCAGGUUAGCGCCCAUGAGAGGGGACCGAGUUAUGACAAUCUACUUUGAUCAUGGACUACUAACUGCCUUCACCCAGGAGGCUUAGACUUGCACAAUUCUUUGGAAAGAAACUGCACACCCAUAGGGAAGUUGAUAAGGCUGGGUUGGGGAGGCUCAGACCAUUGAGGCUUGAAAUUUGCAAAACUCUUGUAGCUCAUUCUGAAACCGGGGAGGCCAGGAGAGAGAGAGCUGUUACUCACUCCAUGGUUCUCCGACCACUGCUCCUCUUGGGCCUUCCAGCCCAGCGGUCACCAUAAGUUGAACCGAGUCCUCCUCCUCCCAGUCACACAGCUGAGCGCAGAAGGCUUGUUUAGAGAGAUGAUGAACAUGACAGUAUUUUGUUUCGCUUCGAUUGGGGGGUGGGGAUCAUUUUGCUUUUGGUGAUUGUUUUGGGGGGAAAAACAGUUUAUAUAAACUGAUUUUUGUAGUUUUGGUAUUUAAAGCAAAAAAACAAAAAAACAAAAAAACAAAACCUUUUUUGGUAACUGCACUGCAUCCCUUAGGUGGGGUGGUGCCCGCUUCAGAAGACGCUGCAGCCUGAGGGGCUCUGCUAGGGCUUCCCCUUCGCCACUUAGAGGCCUGCUUGGUGCUUUCUGCACCAGACAACCUGUUGAGUCAUUUAACCUGAUUUGUAUAUUUGAAGUGUGCAGGGCACCCUGGACACAGCUUAGAGUUCUCUGCGUCUAGUUCUCCAUGCUCGCUAACUCCUUCUCUGGGAAGCAGAUGUACAUACAUACUACAUACAUGUCAUGUCCAUGUACAUACUACAUACAUGUCAUGUCCGUUUAACAGCUGGUCACCUGCUGGGAACCCAGGCAUCCGCCUUGCUUUCCUAUUUCAGUUUUGGACUUUCAACCCUGCACAGUGGUUCCCUGGGGUCCGAAACUUACCUGUCACUUACAGGUAAAACAGCGCUAGCUAGCAUUUCUGGCUUCCCACUACGUUUUCUUCUUCUUCUUUUUUUUAAUUUUUUAUUCUGAUUGCUGUAUUAUAUUGGGAAUGUUCUAAGCAACCAAACUAAAGCUGUGUAAAAAAAAAAAAAAAAAAAUGGGUUUGGAGUGGCGGGAAAGUCAGCAGGAAGCGCCAGUGCUUCUCUGCCUGACUCCUUCCUUGUUGACAGGAGUUCGCUGUCCUUGACACACUCCACUCGUCCUGUUCCUCACGCGAGGGACACAGAGCUGACUGAGCAAGCGUGGGACAUUCUUCACUGUCCCGCGAGUGAGGCACUCCACAACCUCCUCAUUACCUGUGGGAAGAGGCUCACAGGAAUGAGGGGUUACGUUUUAGAGCCAUGAGAACCUAAGGUUUUCUUCUCGAAAGCUAGUCAGCCCACAGAGGUGUCAGACCUGAAGCUUGGGCCUUAAUUAGCAUUGUGCUCUGAGGAAAGGACUCUUUCCUAAGCGUAUUUAUAGCUUUCUAAUCUACACACAGUCUAUACAUAGAUGCGUAUUUUACCCCAGCCGGCUAGAGAUUUAUUUGUUGUAAAUGCUGUAUAGAUUUUUGGGGUUCUUUUUUGUUCUUCUCUUUACUUAUACUGGUUUGGGGUUUGUUUUAGUUUUCUUUAAUGAAUUUAUGCUGUUUUCGGGGAGGGGGGUUGAGAAGAAUCUUCUGUAGCCUGAGCUGCCCCUCCCCUGUAGUGAUGGGCGCUGUGCCAUCAAGGGACACCGGACAGUAGCGCCACUUUGCAUUCCCACCGGACUCAUUGUACCUCCCGGAGAGCCGUCCCUGUCAAGGCGUGGGGGCCUCUUUCAUGCAUUUGCUUCUUUUCCAGAGUGUGGACAUCUACAGUGCAGAAAGGCUUCAGCCUGCCAGUUGAUUUGAACUACUUCCCCUGCACAGGGCUGUGUACAUCCUGCCGAGCUGUGUUAUAUUCUGUACUGUGUACAAUAAAGAAGAUCGCUUUCCUUUA